Messenger RNA from Guillardia theta CCMP2712, 480 nucleotides. RefSeq lists its product as hypothetical. Bases 43 to 462 code for a protein of 139 amino acids. The transcript is spliced from 5 exons. NCBI's taxonomy places the organism in Eukaryota, Cryptophyceae, Pyrenomonadales, Geminigeraceae. The record is from RefSeq and is a predicted model, not a curated record. Gene Ontology annotation, molecular function: S-adenosylmethionine-dependent methyltransferase activity; O-methyltransferase activity.
CGAGACUGCGAGGUCGCGGCCAUAGCGAAGAACAACAUCGAGAUGUGCCCUUGGGGGAAGCGGGUGGAGCUCAUUCAAGGAGACGCGCUGGACGUGCUGGAUGAGCUGACGGGCACGAGGACGAGAGAAUUCGACCUCAUCUUCCUCGAUGCAAACAAGAAGCAGUACAGCACCUACUUCACGCGCAUCAUGGAGAAAGAGCUGCUGAGAGUAGGAGGGGUGCUCGUGGUGGACAACACAUUAUGGAAAGGGAGAGUCGCGGAGCUCUACAGCCUAUCGCAGACGGAGAGGGUGGAGAGGAACAAGGAGCUGCAGAGGAAGGGCGUGAUGUCCCUCGUCGCCGCUGACAAGUAUGCGGAGGCAAUGCACGCCUUCAACCAACUCGUGAGAGGAGACGCGAGGGUGGAGGUUGUGAUGCUGCCCGUGAGAGACGGGCUGACUUUGAUCCGAAGAAUCCAAUAGACAUGAUCCCUACCCCUC